Molecule: messenger RNA, 309 nt
Organism: Penicillium malachiteum
Lineage: Eukaryota; Fungi; Ascomycota; Eurotiomycetes; Eurotiales; Aspergillaceae
Exons: 2
Coding region: 1-309 (102 amino acids)
Source: RefSeq, a predicted model, not a curated record
AUGACUCUCUCCGAUUCCGCUAUCAUUGUGAUCGUCCUGGUCGGAUGUCUUGCUGUGACAGCACUCGGUGCAGCCCUCUUCCGACACCGCACCCCACUUGAAGAAGAGGCCCGAAGCAUGAACCAAACCCACGAACAAAGCAAAUAUAUGCGCGCAGUACGCAUGAUGAAUUUUGGUCAUCUAAAGAGGGAAUCUUUGAGUGCUGCCAAAGAUAUGGAGUCACGAUACACCUCCGAAGAAGCGUCGAACUAUGGGAACUACUACCCACAACCGCACGAAGCCUCCACUCCUUCCACGAAUAUGGGAUAA